This is a messenger RNA of Urocitellus parryii (Arctic ground squirrel), 1953 nucleotides long. RefSeq names its product fibroblast growth factor 7 (gene Fgf7). NCBI's taxonomy places the organism in Eukaryota, Metazoa, Chordata, Mammalia, Rodentia, Sciuridae. The record is from RefSeq and is a predicted model, not a curated record. Gene Ontology annotation, molecular function: growth factor activity.
ACACGCGCUCACACACACAGAGAAAAUCCUCUUGCCUGUUGAUUUAUGGAAACAAUUAUGAUUCUGCUGGAGGAUUUCUCAGCUGAGAAAUAGUUUGUAGCUACAGUAGAGAGGCUCAAGUUGCACAAGGCAGACAACAGACAUGGAAUUCUUGUGUAUCCAGCUGUUAUAAACAGAACAAAAGUCAAGUAGCAAACAGCACCACAGCAACUGGGCAUAUUACAACCUGUUUUUAUAAGGAUUUAUCAACACAGAGUUAUUUAAGGAGGAUCCUGUAUUGUUAUCAGAAACUAAAAGGAUAAGGGUAACAAUUUGGAAAGAGCAACUACUCUUUCUUAAAUAAGUCUAUAUAAUUAACAGAUAGGAAGAGGUCAAUGACCUAGGAGUAACAAUCAACUCAGGAUUUUACUUUUCAUUAUGUUAUUCAUGAACACCCGGAGCACUACACUAUAAUGCACAAAUGGAUACUGACAUGGAUCCUGCCAACCUUGCUCUACACAUCAUGCUUUCACAUUAUCUGUCUAGUGGGCACUUUAUCUUUAGCUUGCAAUGACAUGACUCCAGAGCAAAUGGCCACAAAUGUGAACUGCUCCAGUCCCGAGCGACAUACCAGAAGUUAUGAUUACAUGGAAGGAGGGGAUAUAAGAGUGAGAAGACUUUUCUGUCGAACACAGUGGUAUCUGAGGAUUGAUAAACGAGGCAAAGUAAAAGGGACCCAAGAGAUGAAGAACAAUUACAAUAUCAUGGAAAUCAGGACAGUAGCGGUUGGAAUUGUGGCAAUCAAAGGGGUGGAAAGUGAAUACUAUCUUGCAAUGAACAAGGAAGGAAAACUUUAUGCAAAGAAAGAAUGCAAUGAUGACUGCAACUUCAAAGAAUUAAUUCUGGAAAACCACUACAACACUUAUGCAUCAGCUAAAUGGACACACAGUGGAGGAGAAAUGUUUGUUGCCUUGAAUCAAAAGGGAGUUCCUGUAAGAGGGAAAAAGACAAAGAAAGAACAAAAAACAGCCCACUUUCUUCCUAUGGCAAUAACCUAAUCAUAUAUGGUAUAUAAGAAACCAGUUCCAGCAGGGAGAUUUCUUUAAGUGGACUGUUUUCUUUCUUUCUUUUCUUUCUUUCCUUUUUUUUUUUUGAAGUAACCAAGAAAGGCUGGAAAACUACUGAAAAACUGAUCAAGCUGGACUUGCGCAUUUAUGUUUAUUUUAAGAGACUGCAUUAAAGAAAGAGUUGAAAAAUAUACACAAAAAUCAGAUUUAGUAAUAAAAGUUGUAAAAAAUUGUAAAACUGGUUGUACAAUCAUGGUGUUAGUAAUAGUAAUGUUCUUCUUAAAUUAAUUUACCCUUAAGAGUAUGGUAGAUUUGAUUAUCUGAUAAUGAUUAUUUAAAUAUUCCUCUCUGCUUAUAAAAUGGCUGCUAUAAUAAUAAUAAUGCAGAUGAUGUUAUAUAAGAUAUGUCAGACCCUAAAGGCUGCUGAAAUGAUUUGUCAGAUAAUCAAUCCAACACUAAGGAAGAUGAGCAGUAAUUUGAAAUGCUUUCCAAUGAAAAAUUAUAAUCCACUUAAGCUCUAAUCAGAAAAAAUCUAUUAUGGAAAUGAAUAAGAUAGACCAUUUUACAAAAUUAUUGGCUAAGAACAUGCUUGUACUUAUUAACAAGAACAAAAUUCUUAAUGCUGCUCAAAUUGAAAGGCUAUUGCUACAAGGAUGUUUUUAAAAAUUUUGUAUAUAAAAUAGCAAUAAUGAUGAUAAUACUGUAUUUCAUCUCACUUGCCACAAAAUAACAUUUUAUAAUCCCUAGAAGUAAAAUUCAGAAAUGUUUAAAUUUUUUCGAGUAACAUAAUCUAUCUUUUGUACAAUUCAUAUUUGGGAAUAUGACUUUUAGUAAUGUUCUCCCCAUAAAUAAUCAUGCUUUUUUUCUGUGGUUACAGCAUUAAACUCUAUUUUAAGUUGUAUUUGAA